GUUGUCACUCCGGGAACUUUGGGUGCGUUACUCUUGGUUAAAGUUCCACCAAGAUCAGAGAUAUUUGCGAUACCAGGAACUGCGAUUGCCGUAUCAAGCAAAGUUCAAGUGGAACGUACUACCGAUGGAAAUAUUAUUAUUGCAUUUGGCAGAAAGCUUGCUGGUGGCUCCUUAGUUUACCAUAAAUUUACGACCGGUUCAUAUCCUGGUGACAUUUUAUUGGGUCCAAACAAUUUGUCUGAUAUUGCUGUCAUCAAUAUGGAUGGUGCGUCAAAAUACUACGUUCGGAAAGGUGCAUUUCUCGCAAAAGGUCCACGAGUCUCGAUUCAUGUCAGCCGUGUAUAUGGCAUGGGUGCAUUGAAUGCUUUUGCAAAUUGUGUUACUGGCAGAGGUACACUGGCAAUUUCAAAUUAUGGGGCUAUCCAUCGAUUAAUAUUGAAUCCUGGCGAUAUUUAUUUGGUGAAUGCAAAACAUUUAAUUGCAUGGAACUCGCAGACAAAUCCUAUCGUAGCAUCAUCAUUAAUAUCACCUUCGUCCAUUACGAGAAAUAAACUAGUAAAGGUUAUGAGAGAGAGACUUUCAAAGAUAUCAUCAUCUUUUUUAGACACCUAUCUUAGUAGUCCAUCUAUAAAGCCCACCUUAGACAAUAUGAAGAGAAUAUCAGUGAAAACAAGAAAAUGGGCAUUUGGUGGUCCUGAAUUUUUGCAAUUGUCUGGACCCGGAGAUUUUUACUUGUCUACUCGUAUUGAACCUAUUCUUGGAGGAUUGAAAUCAUUUACAUCACCUUCUAUAGAAGAAAUUGUUGCCGCGAAUCCAGAACCAUCAAACAAUUCCUCUAGCCAACAAUACCCACCUUAUAUACCUACAAUGUCCUACGCCGUAGUUUCGGAUAAAGGCAAAGUUACUUUGAUAAAACCGUCUAAAGAAUCAUCAAGCGCUUUAACACUUCGUGGAAUGUUCAAAAAGUUUUGA
Molecule: messenger RNA, 972 nt
Organism: Racocetra persica
Lineage: Eukaryota; Fungi; Glomeromycota; Glomeromycetes; Diversisporales; Gigasporaceae
Source: the annotation of a GenBank genome assembly